Telopea speciosissima is the source of this 725-nucleotide messenger RNA. RefSeq lists its product as uncharacterized. Gene Ontology annotation, cellular component: BORC complex; BLOC-1 complex; synaptic vesicle. Gene Ontology annotation, biological process: endosome to lysosome transport; regulation of synaptic vesicle exocytosis; lysosome organization. The record is from RefSeq and is a predicted model, not a curated record. Lineage: Eukaryota; Viridiplantae; Streptophyta; Magnoliopsida; Proteales; Proteaceae. The coding region runs from base 61 to 588 and encodes 175 amino acids. Gene Ontology annotation, molecular function: SNARE binding. The transcript has 4 exons.
CAUCAACCUCUCUCUCUCUUCUCUUCCAAACCUACUCAGUAAAACCAGCUCCGAGUGAUUAUGGACUCCCCUUCUUCUUCUCCAACACCAAUUUUGGCGGCAGAUGAUCUAUCUCCUGAGCAAUCUCGGCCUUCGGAAACCCUAGAUACAGAUAACAAUGAUGCUGUUUCUAGUCAAGAGACUCAGAACAAGUCCGAGCCUUCCACUUCCUCCUCAUUUGCUUCCAAUGUUGCGGAAUCUGAACUCAGUCUUCAGAGUUCAGAGGCUUUGGCUAAAGGGAUUUCUUCUUUGCUUGGUUCAUUGAUUAAGGAUUUUGAUUGUAAAGCUGAAAAUGCGGCUAAAAGCCAGGACCAGCUCUGUUCUGCGAUUGAUCGACUUACCAGAGAGCUUGAUCAACUAUUAGAAGAUGCACCCUUGCCAUGCAUCAUGCAACAUGCAGCCAGGAUUUCAGGUGUUCGUAAGAGAGUAUCGUCAUUGAACUCACUUUUAAAAUCAAUCCAACGGCGUAUUGAUAAUAUAGAUCAGAUGUUAUCUGCCGGCUUAUCACAUGGAAAAACAACUGCAGAAAAUGCUAUGAAACAUGAAUAGUGACUGGGUACUGCAGAGUUCUACUUGCAGGUCGUAUUCUCUAAAUCCUAAUUCUGGGGUAUUGGGUUAUUGAUCUGCAUUACAAUGCUUUUGCAUCAGAUGUCAGAUUGAAGUUUGAAUUCCUGCAUAGAUGCAUC